This is a messenger RNA of Aphis gossypii (cotton aphid), 1149 nucleotides long. RefSeq names its product 52 kDa repressor of the inhibitor of the protein kinase-like. The record is from RefSeq and is a predicted model, not a curated record. Bases 1 to 1149 code for a protein of 382 amino acids. Lineage: Eukaryota; Metazoa; Arthropoda; Insecta; Hemiptera; Aphididae. The transcript has a single exon.
AUGAUAGGUGCGGACUUAUCUGGUGUCGUCCGAACAAAUGUAAUUAAAAUACAUAACGAGGAACAGAAUAAUGUAUAUGUGCAAUUAAAUACUAAGGAAAAGCAAGACAUUUUAAAAAAUCGUUCAUCUUUGAAACCUAUUAUUCAGACUAUUCGAUUGUGCAGAAGGCAACCGAUUGCAUUAAGAGGGCAUGCAGACUCUGGACGAAUUGAAAUUAAUGAACCUACUGAGAAUGAUGGACAUUUUCGUUGUCUCCUACGAUUUAAAGCCAAUAAUGGUGAUAUAGUUUUAAAAGAGCAUCUAGAAAUGAGUGAUUUGAAUGCUAUGUAUACAAGUCCUCAAAUCCAAAAUGAAAUAAUUACUAUUUUUGGAGAACUAAUUCAAUCUGAAAUAGUUAAACAAAUAUCAAAAUCCAGUUUUUUUUCUGUUCUCGCCGACGAGACAACUGAUAUUAGUCAAAUUGAACAAUUUUCAGUUAGCAUAAGAUACUUAGAUGAAGAAUCAAUGAUAGUUCGGGAAAACUUUUCAGCAUUUAUUCCUGUUCAGGAUGUAACAGGAGAAGGUUUAACUAACACUUUACUAGAAACAUUGAAAAACCUUCGUUUAAAUUUAGAAAAAAUGCGUGGUCAAGGCUAUGAUGGGGCGGCGACCAUGUCGGGUGCUUUUAAUGGUGUACAGGUAAUUGUGAGAAAAAAAUAUCCUAAAGCGUUAUACACUCAUUGCAUAUCGCAUUCUUUGAAUCUUUGUUUGUCUGACGCUUCUAAGGCUCAAGAUAUUCGAAAUGCUUUUGGAACUGUAUCAGAAUGUUGUGCAUUUUUUCACUACUCCGCAAAAAGAACCCACAUUUUAAAAGAAAAAGUUUUAGAAAUUAAUCCAAAAACUCAGGCACAUAAACUUAAAUCACAGUAUGCAUCCAUUAUUUGGUCAUCAGACAACAUAGGAGUUAAUCAUAAUCUCGAAGCUAUUCAAAAUCGUUUUCUUCGCUCUCUAGCAUUUAAGUUGAAAAUCGAACGUCUACUACAUUCAAAUUAUAACGGAGUAUUAUCCUACUUCAAUAUAGAAUCGUUAAAUACAGGAAGAAGUAACCUCCAUUAUUCAUUUUUAUUAAAACUAUUAAACAACUCAAUAGAUUGCCCUUAUUUACUGUAA